AGAUUAAAAACGAUGCACCGUUAGGACGCCAUGUUGGCUUCACGUGAGCUGUCGUCUUCUUGUGAGGCAGCAUGCUGGUUGUGCGUGAAGGUGACCGGAGACCGGAGACCGUGUAGCCGGUGACUGAAAUCAGUUGAAAUGGCUUCGUUGCGUGUCGUGAGGAGGACGUUCUCCGCGGCGGCAGAAGCAGCAGCAGCAGCUCCGGUACCGGUACCGGUCACAGGCAGCAGAUGGGACCGACUGAAGAAGAGUAAAGCGGUUGUGUGGUGUCGUGGCCUGCUCUCUGACUACAAAGAGGCCUGUCGGGAGGUGGUCGUCGGUUCGUGGGAGCGACCGUUCAAAGCCUCCGUGUACGCCUCUCUGCUGGGCGGGGCCUGGGCCUGUUUCUACACAAAACCCGACCGCUCGUCUUUCGAAGCCACCCUGCUGGAGUACUCCAACCAGCUGGGCCUGCUGUCGCCGUGGAUCCGCAACGGGACCUCCGACGGCCACGUGCAGAGCCUAGUGAAACUUCGCAACGAGGGCCGGCUCCAGCACGCCAGCCUGUUUCUCCUCUCUCUGGUUUACCGCGCCGACUACGACCCGGACGCGACGCUGUACGAAGCCAAGUGCUCCAACCUGUGGGUACCCUGGAGGGAGCUCCCUCAGCGGGUGCUAGACGUGGGCUUCGUCGGCCGCUGGUGGGUGCUGGACUCGAAGAUGAAGGACUACGACGUGAACGAGGACGAGUUCAAGCACCUUCCGGCGCACAUGCAGGUGACGUCGCCGCCCAGCGUUCAGGAGGUGGAGAGGAGCGAGAGGUUGCACAAAGAGUCCUGGUUAGCACUGACAGUGGAGGAAGAGGAGGAGAAGGAGAAGGAGAAGGAGAAGGAGACCCAUGUAGCGGACAGAAAGCAGGAGAGUCAGGCUUGAGUCUGUAUCCUCUUUCACUGCUCGUAUUUGGCUGCGUGGACAUUAAAAACAUGCUGGAUACAGAACUGUACCAGGGUAGUUAUUCUCAUUUCAUACAUCAUGCAUCAUGUUGGAAUCAACAAACCACUUUUAGCUGACAUUUUUCAGCUAUGAACUGUCCAAACUGUUUACUGUACUGUUUAAUAAGGAAAGAGGAAACAUCCACAGCUUUGUCUCGUCAAAGUAAAAGCAGCCCUUCAAAUUCCUUAUCUAUGUUUUUAUUUAUUCCAAACUUUUUUUUUGUAUGACAAAAAAGUAAUGCACAUCAUUUAUACCAUAAACCAUAUGUCAAUAAAUCUGUCAAUUAUCUCCAGA
This is a messenger RNA of Sebastes umbrosus (honeycomb rockfish), 1266 nucleotides long. RefSeq names its product translocase of inner mitochondrial membrane 29 (gene timm29). Gene Ontology annotation, biological process: protein insertion into mitochondrial inner membrane. NCBI's taxonomy places the organism in Eukaryota, Metazoa, Chordata, Actinopteri, Perciformes, Sebastidae. The record is from RefSeq and is a predicted model, not a curated record. The transcript has 2 exons. The coding region runs from base 139 to 912 and encodes 257 amino acids. Gene Ontology annotation, cellular component: TIM22 mitochondrial import inner membrane insertion complex.